AUGACGGAUAUUGGCUGGGGAUGGUUGGCGGACAUGGAAGGGUUCGGCACCCUUGGGGACAAGGUUGACGAUUUCAAACUCUUAUCUUCAGAGGAGCUUGUGAGUUUAAAUGCCACCUUGUCGCCCUUGAAGCAUGCAUCACACGGGAUGAUAUUCGCUAGACGCAGCAAAUUGCUGUGGGAUCUGUAUGAUAUGAAAGGAAUGGUUAUGAUGCAGUUGAGGUUUGACGGAGUCCUAGGUUUUCCAGGCGGCCUUGUUGACGAUGGAGAAACACCCUUGCAGGGAGUCAACAGAGAAAUGCAUGAAGAGAUUGGCCUUGACCUGAGCAAAUACUCUUUUACCGAUGGAGAUAGAAUAGCCUCGUAUGUACAUGAAGGGAAAAAACUGGUUCUUCAUUUCUACAUGAUGGAGGUUUCACCUGAAGAUUUUGUACUUCUAGAGCAGAGAACGUUAAGUGCUGAAGAGUAUGGAAUAGAGACGUAUGGUGUCGUGAGAGUUCCACUGUUUACCAUGGGUGAUGGUGUGAGAGGAUUUCCUGCAUUCCUCGCUAACCAGUUUGCUGGAAACGCCAGAGAUGAACUUAUACGAGGGCUGUUGUGUUCUAAACUGUUUACCCAGCAAGAAAUGUCAGUGGCCUUGAAAGCUUAUUUGAGUCACUCAGAGAAACUAAAGGUUGAAACCGUUACCAGCAAAGCAAAUUAA
Molecule: messenger RNA, 702 nt
Organism: Candidula unifasciata
Lineage: Eukaryota; Metazoa; Mollusca; Gastropoda; Stylommatophora; Geomitridae
Source: the annotation of a GenBank genome assembly